AAUGGGUCUCAUUUGUGUGCUGUUGGUCAUUACGGUUUCUGUGCAUGUCACGGUGGAUGGUGUGAUCACCAACCCAUUGUCUAACUUUGUGACGGUCCCUAAUUUGGGACCAACCCAUCCGAUGGAUAACCCUGACUGGGUACCCCCAACAGCUCCCACCAGAGAAAAGGACCGCGAAUAUUGGUUGACCAGUGGACAGGCCCGACUACGGCGUCAACUGGAACUGAACGAGCAAAACAUAAACGUGGCCAAAAACGUUAUCAUCUUUCUCGGCGAUGGAUUGUCAAUACCAACACUCGCUGCCACCCGCAUGUACAUGGGGGGCGAGGAACUGGAACUUUCGUUCGAAACCUUUCCCCACACGGGACUCGCGAAGACAUACUGCAUUAACUACCAGGUAUCGGAUUCUGCUUGUACGGCCGCCGCCAUCCUGACGGGAGUGAAGAACAAUUAUGGCACUAUCGGGGUCAGUGGUCAUGUGCCGCUAAGAAACUGUCCACUCAGCUUGCAGGAGUCGAACCGUUUGACAUCGAUACUGAAGUACGCCCAGGAGGAUGGUCGCUCGACAGGGAUCGUCACAAACACACGCAUCACCCAUGCAACGCCGGCCGUUGCGUACGCCGUCUCCGGGGCGCGAUACUGGGAAGAUGAUACGGAAUUACCCCCGGGCUGUGUAGACAUUGCAACGCAAUUGGUUCACGGCGACAUCGGGACGAACCUUACUGUAGCCCUUGGAGGUGGAUCAAGACAUUUCUAUCCAACCGGAACGUUGGACCGAAAUGGCGAACCGGGAAGACGCACUGAUGGUCGCAAUCUCGUCGAUGAGUGGAUCAACGAUGCAGUUGCUCGUGAGUUGCGGGCUCAUUUUGUUCACGACCGGACUGGACUCAUGGCUAUCCAACCCGAGCUGGUGGAUCGAUUGUUCGGUUUGUUUAGCGGAAACCACAUGUCUUAUAGGAUGUUGGCAGAUGCGCAACGUGAACCAUCGCUGCAGGAAAUGACAAUUAAAGCUUUGGAAAUUCUCCGACGCAAUGACCGUGGAUACGUACUACUAGUAGAAGGUGGACGAAUUGAUCACGCUCAUCAUGAUAAUUUGGCAAAGCUAGCAUUGGAUGAGACAGUAGAGCUACAUCGAGCCGUCGAGAGUGCUGUUCGACAGCUGGAUGAAAGCGUCCAGGAAACACUGGUACUGGUGACAGCCGAUCACUCGCAUACAUUCACGAUCGGAGGAUAUCCGGUGAGGGGUAACGAUAUCCUCUCGACCGGAGAUUUUUCUCGCUUCGACCGGAUGCCGUUCUUCACGCUAGCUUACGCGAACGGACCAAGUUAUGCGGAUCAUUUCUAUGAAAAUGGGGGCCGCAGGAAUCCCGACGAGAUGCGAGACCGAUUCCACGACCCCGACUUUACAUAUCCGGCCGCUGUUCCCUACGAGGAUGAAACCCACGGUGGAGACGAUGUGGCCGUAUUUGCCAAGGGUCCGUGGGCACAUAUUUUUAGUGGACUGUACGAGCAGCACGUCAUCGGACACGGGCUCUUGUUUGCUGCCUGUCUAGGCCCGGAUACAUUCCACCAAUCGGACGCUUGUCGUGAACGGCUGCGUGGAGGCACAGCAACACCCAUACGAGGCUUAGCACAACUACUUGCAAUGCUUAUGGUGAUUGUAUACAUCCGCACAAAAACGUUGUUGUUAGUGUAAAAUCAAAAUUCGAAUAAAUGGUAAAGAUGAGCAAUACAAGCAAAAAACCAAAAUUACUUGAA
Molecule: messenger RNA, 1758 nt
Organism: Anopheles arabiensis
Lineage: Eukaryota; Metazoa; Arthropoda; Insecta; Diptera; Culicidae
Product: alkaline phosphatase-like
Exons: 3
Coding region: 2-1696 (564 amino acids)
Biological process (GO): dephosphorylation
Molecular function (GO): alkaline phosphatase activity
Source: RefSeq, a predicted model, not a curated record